CCACACCUAUGAGAAGGGUGUCACCAUACCUAACCAAACUCGUCAGCGGUGCACGAGCCCUAAAAACCCCGUCCAUCGAUAUAUGAGUUGAGUAUGUGUUCAGACACACCGUGAACUGUCAGCAGGAAGCAUGUGGGUUUUUGGUUACGGAUCUUUGAUUUGGAAAGUUGACUUUCCAUUCGAGGAGAAACGAGUGGGUUUCGUCAGAGGUUUCAGUCGCAGAUUCUGGCAGGGGAGUACGGAUCAUCGCGGGGUGCCUGGGAAGCCUGGGCGAGUGGUGACAUUAAUAGAGGACCCUGAGGGCUGUGUAUGGGGCGUUGCUUAUAAAUUGCCAUCAGGCAGAGAAAAAGAAGUGAAGGAGUAUCUGGACUACAGAGAGAAAGGCGGCUAUGGGGUGAUCACAGUCACCUUUCAUCCCAAAGAUGAAGAACACCAACCAAUGCAGGACACAUUGCUCUACAUCGGCUCCUGUGACAACCCAAAUUACCUUGGCCCAGCACCUUUGGAGACAAUUGCUCAGCAGAUUGUGAAGUCUGUAGGCCCCAGUGGAAAGAAUACAGAUUACCUGUUUGAGCUCGCCGAAGCCCUCAGGCAGCUUAUACCUGAAGACUUAGACGAUCACCUGUUCUCUUUGGAGCGCCUUGUGAAGGAGCUGCAGAAGGAGAUGGAGUGAUCUGCUAUCUUCUGAAAAACUCAGGAAUUUAGUCCAUUUUUUGUUCCUCAUUUAUAGAUUAUGAUAUCCGAUGCAUGCUCUACUGAAUCUGCACUUGAUUUCAAGAUGUGACAUUUCACAUCAUUUGUCUCGCUUUAAACCUUGAGAUACGAAUCAAGAAAAGGAUUUCAGUAUAUUGCACAUAAUGUACGUUGUUGCGUCCAUGAAACUGUAAUUUUCAGAGGCUGGUUAAUUUUACUCAGGAUACUUGAAUAUGUUACAAAGCCAUUUCCUAUUUAUUUCUAAAGUUCCUUGCCAUCCUAAUCUUCAAAUAAGCCAUAGCUUAUGUGAAUCUCAUGAACAUAAACAUGUUUAAAUCACCAAUUAAGCCCCCCCUCAAAAAAUAAAAUAAUUUGAAUAAUCCAAA
Molecule: messenger RNA, 1079 nt
Organism: Cyprinus carpio (common carp)
Lineage: Eukaryota; Metazoa; Chordata; Actinopteri; Cypriniformes; Cyprinidae
Gene: chac2
Product: ChaC, cation transport regulator homolog 2 (E. coli)
Exons: 3
Coding region: 131-673 (180 amino acids)
Biological process (GO): glutathione catabolic process
Cellular component (GO): cytoplasm
Molecular function (GO): glutathione specific gamma-glutamylcyclotransferase activity; gamma-glutamylcyclotransferase activity
Source: RefSeq, a predicted model, not a curated record